Talaromyces amestolkiae is the source of this 855-nucleotide messenger RNA. RefSeq lists its product as uncharacterized. The coding region runs from base 1 to 855 and encodes 284 amino acids. The record is from RefSeq and is a predicted model, not a curated record. Gene Ontology annotation, molecular function: oxidoreductase activity. NCBI's taxonomy places the organism in Eukaryota, Fungi, Ascomycota, Eurotiomycetes, Eurotiales, Trichocomaceae. The transcript has 5 exons.
AUGGAGGAUAGUGAUACCAGUAUUCGUGGCUCUUUCAACUUUAUGAAGCAAGCCGAGCUGUAUGACAACGUAAAACCGUACAGCAUCGACAACGAGAUCAAGAGAUGGGUCGGUCACGUACCGCGCAGCAAUUAUCAAAACUCAGCAGUUGAGAACGUACUUGUCAAGGAUCUGAGGGGACGCGAAGCUGAGUUCACAUUCGAAAAAAAUGGCUUUGCGAUCAUCGAAAUGGAAAGCGCCAUGACCUAUGAGGAUUUCGAUGACCCGGAGAAGUUCAGUGGUAUUUACCUUCAAGAAGUUGCUGCAUGUUUGAUUCAGUACUUUGAUGCUCGAUCUGUCCAUAUCUUUAAUACCGUGCGUCGUCGGCGCCAUCCCGACUUCCCAAAUGUUGCGGUAAUUCGUCCUGGAGCAGCGACACAGCCGGCAGCACGGGUUCACAUAGAUUCUACCCGGCAAUCAUUGGACCAGCUCGUGAGAGAGCUUCAGGACGACAAGCUUAAUAUUAACGGUCGUCACUACAUUUACCUGAAUGUUUGGAAACCCCUGACUGGGCCUGUUCAUGACUGGCCUCUAGCAUUUUGCGACGCAAGAACUAUUCAAUCAAAGGACCUAGAGCCUCAUGAUCAAGUUUUUCACGAUGUCGUUCGUGAAAAUGUAAUGGUCUAUCACAACCCAAAACAGGAAUGGUACUACCUUAGCGGACAAAUGCCAUCAGAAUUACUUUUAUUCAGGCAGGCAGACUCGCAAAACAAUCCAGGGGUUGCCCACACAGCCUUCGAGAUCCCCUCGCCACCGCUCCAUCCGGUUAUAACGCGAGAGAGCAUUGAAGUACGUGUUAUUGUCUUCCUCGACUAA